This is a messenger RNA of Pistacia vera, 2516 nucleotides long. RefSeq names its product hydroxyproline O-galactosyltransferase GALT6-like. Bases 242 to 2254 code for a protein of 670 amino acids. Gene Ontology annotation, cellular component: Golgi membrane. Gene Ontology annotation, molecular function: galactosyltransferase activity; carbohydrate binding. The record is from RefSeq and is a predicted model, not a curated record. NCBI's taxonomy places the organism in Eukaryota, Viridiplantae, Streptophyta, Magnoliopsida, Sapindales, Anacardiaceae. The transcript has 7 exons.
UAGUCCGUUCAAAUAUUAAAGCCAAAAUCAAUUCUUUCUCUUUCCCUUUCCGUUCCUUUCUUUGAAGCAAGUGCUUACAGUAACUGCGUGAACACUUCGCUUUCUUGGGAGUUACCUUGACUUCUAGGGUUAGUUUUGUCGAAGAACUGACAAUAAUACAACCCAAAGAGUGCGAUCCUAUCGCGGGUUUUUGAAUUUGAGUUUUCUCUUUUUUUUUUUUUUUUUUUUUUUUUUAAAAAAAAUGAAGCGGGGCAAAUUUGAGUCGGUGUUGACGUUGAGUCGACUCAGGAUGAUUCAAUUCUUGAUGGGUGUUUUGUUUCUUUACAUUCUCUUCAUGAGCUUUGAAAUUCCUCUUGUUUUCAGAACUGCCGACUCCGAGUCCGAUGAGGGGUCUAUUGGAUUCUUCGAUAACGCUUUGCCCAAGCAUGUGCUGCUGGAGACCGAGUCGGAAGAGUUUAACGCGGCGAGUCAACCCUCGAGAGGCGUUUCUAAUAGUUUUUCACGGACACCCGAGCGGAGAAUGCGGGAGUUCAAGAAAGUUUCUGGCUUAUUCUUCAACGAGAGCAUGCUCGAAGACAUUGACGGAACUAAUGACGAGUUCUCUGUUCUCCACAAGACGGCAAAACAAGCGUGGACGGUUGGUAAGAAAGUUUGGGAAGAACUUGAAUCAGGAGAAGCCGUUGCUUCAACCGAACCCGAAACAAACAAGAGGGCAGAGAACAAAUCGGAGUCUUGUCCGCAUUCGAUUAGGAUGUCCGGGUCGGAUUUUUUGAAGGGGGGCCAGCUCAUGGUGCUGCCGUGUGGAUUAACACUUGGUUCGCAUAUUACCGUUAUUGGUGUGCCGCAUUGGGCACAUCCGGAGAAUGAUCCGAAGAUAGCGAUGCUUAAAGAAGGGGAGGAGUCUUUGAUGGUUUCGCAGUUUCUGAUGGAGUUGCAGGGUUUAAAGACGGUGGAUGGAGAGGACCCACCGAGGAUUUUGCAUUUUAAUCCUAGAUUGAAGGGUGAUUGGAGUGGCAGGCCCGUGAUUGAAAUGAACACUUGUUAUAGGAUGCAGUGGGGUUCGGCUCAUAGAUGUGAAGGCUGGAAAUCUAGAGCUGAUGAAGAAACUAUUGAUGGACAAGUGAAAUGUGAGAAAUGGAUUCGUGAUGAUGAUGAUCACUCAGAAGAAUCUAAGGCUGCAUGGUGGUUGAACAGGCUGAUGGGGCGAACAAAGAAGGUGACAUUUGAGUGGCCAUACCCAUUUACCGAGGGCAAGUUAUUUGUUCUUACCAUACAGGCUGGCUUUGAGGGCUACCAUAUUAAUAUUGAUGGAAAUCAUAUUACAUCUUUUCCAUAUCGAACUGGUUUUGCUCUCGAGGAUGCCACUGGAUUAGCCGUGAAUGGUAAUGUUGAUGUGCAUGCUAUUUUUGCUGCUUCCUUACCCACUUCUCAUCCAAGUUUUGCUCCCCAAAAGCAUCUUGAAAUGAUAAAUAAGUGGCGGGCACCACCUCUUCCUGAUGAACAUGUGGAGCUUUUUAUUGGCAUCCUUUCUGCUGGAAACCAUUUUGCUGAGCGGAUGGCUGUGAGGAAGUCUUGGAUGCAACACAAGUUAAUUAAAUCUUCCAAAGUAGUGGCUCGUUUUUUUGUUGCACUGCAUGGAAGAAAGGAAGUAAACUUGGAUCUAAAGAAAGAAGCAGAGUAUUUUGGUGAUAUUGUUAUAGUUCCUUACAUGGAUGCUUAUGACCUUGUUGUAGUGAAGACUGUUGCAAUCUGCGAAUAUGGGGUUCGCACAGUUGCUGCAAAGUAUAUAAUGAAGUGUGAUGAUGACACAUUUGUUAGGGUGGAUGCCGUGAUCAAGGAAGCAAAGAAAGUCAAUAGAGAUAAGAGCCUGUAUAUUGGGAACAUCAAUUACUAUCACAAGCCCCUCCGUUAUGGAAAAUGGGCUGUAACAUAUGAGGAAUGGCUGGAAGAAGAUUAUCCACCAUAUGCAAAUGGUCCAGGUUACAUUGUGUCUUCUGACAUUGGACAGUUUAUCGUAAAUGAUUUUGAAAAACACAUGCUGAGAUUGUUCAAGAUGGAAGAUGUGAGCAUGGGAAUGUGGGUGGAAAAGUUCAAUAGUACAAAACCAGUUGAGUAUGUUCAUAGUCUGAAGUUCUGCCAGUUUGGGUGCAUCGAAGACUAUUUAAUUGCUCAUUACCAAUCUCCAAGACAGAUGAUAUGUAUGUGGGAUAAGUUGCAAAAGCAAGGAAAGCCACAGUGCUGCAACAUGAGAUGAUAAUGAAGAUGUUGUCCAGAUACUGUGGUAAAUCUGAGAAAGUACAGAGAACAAUUUUGCAGUCACAGUAAAUCUCUGUAUAUAUAAAGUGGGGUUGAAGUUAUACAGUUAUACUGAGGCCAUUUCUCUCCCUUUCAGCAUUGAUUCUAUGUUUUGGCCAUUUUGCUUUGUAUUCUCCCCCAUUUUCCUUUCAAAAGUGUAAGAAUAGUGACCCAACAAAACUAUAGGAAUUUAUACAAGGAUUUUUUCUUUUUAUAGGCAA